AACAACGCUGACAGAAAGAUUACGUACACUUCUUACCACGGUUAUUGUGACAGUGGAAUCGGACCUGGAUGGUUUCGUUUUGAGGGCUCAGCAGGCAUAAGAAUGCCAACUUCAUAUCAACCAACUAACAGAUGUGGGACUCACAUUACAAACUGGACUCUAUUGUGGACACCCCUCAGUAGCAGAUGGUCAGGUCAGCAGGACGGUGUGUUUUCAUUGGACUGCAGGUUGUUGUGAAUUUUCAACAAACAUCAAAGUGAGACUGCAUUGUGGUUCUUAUUAUGUGUACUAUCUUAAUGGCAUACCUACUUGCUAUGGCAGUUAUUGUAGAAUUCAUUAAAAACAAGGCGCAAAGAGAGUAUUACAUGUCCACUUUAAUUUCACUCAAAGUGGCUUUCUUUCUUUCUUUCUUUCUUUCAUGUAUUAA
This is a messenger RNA of Porites lobata, 427 nucleotides long. The record is from the annotation of a GenBank genome assembly. NCBI's taxonomy places the organism in Eukaryota, Metazoa, Cnidaria, Anthozoa, Scleractinia, Poritidae.